Messenger RNA from Cantharellus anzutake, 459 nucleotides. RefSeq lists its product as uncharacterized. The transcript is spliced from 6 exons. The coding region runs from base 1 to 459 and encodes 152 amino acids. The record is from RefSeq and is a predicted model, not a curated record. NCBI's taxonomy places the organism in Eukaryota, Fungi, Basidiomycota, Agaricomycetes, Cantharellales, Hydnaceae.
AUGGGCAUCACGAUCGAGCAAGUCAAGGAUAUCUUUUCCAACUUGGGAAAUGGAAAUUCCGCAGCUUUCUUUAACUACGUUGAGGAGGAUGUGGAUUGGACUGUAACCAAUCCCCAUCCUAACUUCAAGACACACCCGUUGGCAGGCCAUUACACUGGCAAAAACGAAUUCCUCGAAGCCACCGAUCGCAUCAAUAAUGCAUUCCAAGAACCUAUUAACUUGGUGAUAAUGCAAGAACCAAUAGUUGUAGGCAACCGAGCUGUCGUUGAGAUGUGGGCAAGAGAUAAGCAAGGUGAUGUUCCCGUUGGGAGGAACGGGACUAAAUACGAUAACAGAUUUGCGUGGUUCGCCACGUUUAAUGAGACAGGGAGGAUAUGCACUGUGCGGGCGUACUUGGAUUCCGCCAUGGUCCGAGACCUCCUCCAAAACCCGAGUAUUCCCACUGCGAGGCAACUUUAA